CCCUCUUCUUUAAUUAAACUAUUAUCCACCCAUCACCCACCAUCAAUUCCAUCAUUCCGAAUCCCCAUCGCAGAGGCUGGUAGAGCUGAUCUGUCCACCUGCAACCAGCCUCUGUCUCUCUCCUGCGAUCUACGACCCGCUGCACACCUUGACAGCCCCGCCGCCCGCUAUCCUCCCGCACUCUCCCAUUCGAAAGGAAAAAAGAGUUAAUAAAGCAACUAGUAUCCGACCCGACAUUGUGGUUUUAGACAAUCAGAUCCACCAGACGCACCCACACACACACACACCUCCGUUCCCUGCUCUCACUGCCUUACCACCCUCCCAUCCUCCUCCCUCAUUCACUCCUCGCCCCACUCCCUUUCCAUCCGUCCACCCCCCUUUCCCAACGGGCCCUUACAUUUGCCAUACGUCCCGCACCGUGCCAUACGUACAGUACUUGAGAUCACCUGCCCCCCUUCCCGAAGCCUCUCGGUUCGACAAGUUUUACCUCUGCAUACAUACAUACCAUGCCCCGGAAACCAUCUAUCUCUUGAUACUUAAGGCUCAUCCUCCUCCCUGUCCCUGCCCCGUCUUCUUUCGUACCCGCAAAUGUCCUGGAACCCCCCGCCCGACGAACGUCACUCGAAUCGAAAAGAGUGGGAGAAAACGACAGAAGACAAAGAGCAGCCCCCUGGCAGGAACGACUCUCCACCCCAAACCAAAUCACAAUUGCAUUAUUCUGAUCCUCACGUAGGCCCUUGCCACCUCUCUUAAUCUCGUAUGCGAUGACUGACAUGUUUUUUUAUUGUUAUUUAAAAAAGGUGAAGCCAACUCAUCCCCACCAGCCCCAAGUUCAACAUCCACUUCCUCCCCAUCUGCACCAUUCACCGCACCAUCACCCCUACCCUCACACUCAGCCUCCUCAACCUUCCCAAACCCCUCAUCUCCCUCCCAUACAGCAGGAGCGCCCGGCGAUUGAGCAGCCCGAAAUGUAUGCAGCCUCUGAGCCGAUGUAUCAGUACCGCAUCCCACCCCAUCAGUUGCCUGGCUUUCAACAGAGCAAUUUUCAGCAGCCGGCACCUAGACAACGAACCGCAAUUGCCUGCAGGUACUGUCGGCGACGCAAGGUAAAAAACAAAAAGUCGUGAAUCUUGGAGUGGGUGAAAUCUUUAGCUAAAACAUCAGUAGAUUCGAUGCUCAGGAUUCGAGUCUUCUCCGGAUGGACGAUGCGCCAAUUGCUUGAGGUUCAAUCAGGAAUGUGUUUUCACACCAGUAUCGUCGCAAACGCAAGCGUUCGUUCCCGCCCAUGCGGUGUAUCCUGGCCGUUCUACUGGAGGACGGGGUGGUCCCUUGUACGGAGCUCACGGUCAGCCCCUCCCUCCAAACUACAAUGCGAUGCCGAUGCCUCUACAGGCACCUGUAUCAUCGGCGCAAUCCUCUAUGGAAUUCCGCUCAUCCCAGAAAUAUUCCCGGCCCCCAAGUCCUGGAGCUGGACCCAAUCGACCGCCGCCUCCACCUCCGGCACAACCACAUUAUGGAAGCUACGAGGAGCCAAUGGCCUAUGAACCAGAGAGAAACAGGAGUCAGGAGCCGCGCCCGUCGCUCUUGCCUCCUCCGGUGCCCGGUAACCAACCGCCACAGCCGCGCCCUCUCCAGAGGAGAAGUUCAGCAGGUGAAUAUCAAAGUCACCAUGCGCACAACGACCCUCCCUCCCCUUCGUCCCAUCUUCUACAUGCGCAGCAUGCAUAUUCUCCUCCGCCGGUUUCUGGGCCACCAUCCUCGUCAUUUCAAGCUUCCAGCUAUGCUCAGGGUCCGCCACCGUCGGCAGCGAGUAAUUAUUACCCGCCGGGCCCUGGCGCGAGCCAGCAGCGAACAAGGUCACCUGUGGGAUUUCAUUCGUCGGAUCGCUCAAGCGGGUCCCCGCAUCCAUUUCAUCCCCCCAUGCAUCCCCCGCCUCCGAGGCCCGCCUCAUCAGGCCCGAGCCCAUCCAGCCCCAAUACACAUUCGAUUCCGUCCAUGCAGAUGGGGAGUCUGAUUGAUCCGAGCCAGCCCCACGGCCGGGGAGGAAAUCAGCGGACUGCUGCAGAUGGAGAUAUGCUAGACCGGCUAAUGCCGAGAUCAGGGCUUUGAUCUAUACAAGUGGGCCUGGGUUGGGGUUGAUAUCUAUUUCCUCAGGAACCGUUUUCCGGGGACCAAUGACAAAUUUCUCGAACGUACAAAUUGAAUCAUGAAACGACUUUAGUCCUAGCUUAGUGAUUUGCAUAGCCUUUUUCUCAUUCCUUUUCUUUGCAAAUCGAUCCGGUUUGGUGGAACCUGAAACUUUUUCAUGAUGUCAUUGGGUUUUUUCUGCUGUAAAGUGCCUGAUGCCUCAAAAAACAAAAAACGGAACCAUGCCUCAUUUCUUUUCAUUGCAUUUGGAGUUUUUUUUUUUUUUGUCUUGAUGCCCCAAUUCCCGAAUCUUUUAUAUUUUAUUGCACGAUAUUCGUACCAGUCAUUUCAUGGGUGGAAGCUUUUUUUUUUUCCUCGACUUUUUAUCGUUAUUUACUGCUAUCUGGCGGCUUUUUGUUGUCUUUUCCAAUCCUCGCCUUUGGCUAGCUUUGCCAAUUUGCAUAUCCCUUAGCGAUGAUGACUCCAGUAUAUACAUAGAACGAGAUCACGGUCAUCGGGUCUUUUUUUUUUGAAGGACAGCAUUAGUUGUGUUGAUGGCGUAAAUGUUUUUUAUACCUUUUCUUAAAAUCGUCGUUUCUCUUGAGCAUCUUUAGGUUGUUCUUUUUUUUUUUUUUUUUUUUUGAUGUCGAAUCAUUUUUGUUCCACCUUCCCUCGAUGAACUGUUGAAUCAUGGCAAAACAGUCGUUUCCUGGAUUUUUCUGACAUGUUUUUAAUAACCCUGUUCAUACUUUCACUAGAUGCUCUAGAUGUUUAUAGCUGUCACUCGUUUAUACCCCCUCCUCCCCACCGCUCUCUUCCCUCAC
Messenger RNA from Tuber aestivum (summer truffle), 2951 nucleotides. The record is from the annotation of a GenBank genome assembly. Lineage: Eukaryota; Fungi; Ascomycota; Pezizomycetes; Pezizales; Tuberaceae.